Messenger RNA from Penicillium odoratum, 465 nucleotides. Its product is annotated as CoA-binding protein. Lineage: Eukaryota; Fungi; Ascomycota; Eurotiomycetes; Eurotiales; Aspergillaceae. The coding region runs from base 1 to 465 and encodes 154 amino acids. The record is from RefSeq and is a predicted model, not a curated record. The transcript is spliced from 2 exons.
AUGGAUGCUGUUAAACGAUUCUUCUCUUCCCCGCGCUUUGCUGUGGCGGGCGCCAGCAAUGACACCACUAAGUUUGGUUACAAGAUUCUCGCAUGGUAUCACCAGCACUCACUGCCUGUAACACCACUCAAUCCACGAGCAGCACAGAUCUCACUCCCCUCGCGUGCUUACGAUACGGUUCCCUCACCUGCCGGGCUACCCUCGCCCACGCAGACCUCAUUGUCCGUGGUGACACCCCCGCCAGUGACUCUGAAGGUACUUCAAGAAGCCCAUUCUGUGGGUAUCCCUGCCGUCUGGCUGCAACCUGGUACCUUUGAUGACCAUGUAUUGGAGUUUGCGCGGGGACACUUCGAGGCGGUGAUCGCGGGUGAUGGGGGCGAAGGUGGAGAAGGCUGGUGUGUAUUGGUGGAUGGUGAUGAUGGACUUGAAGCUGCUGGAGUCCAGUGGACAAGUCAAAAACUAUAG